Molecule: messenger RNA, 747 nt
Organism: Rhizophagus irregularis DAOM 181602=DAOM 197198
Lineage: Eukaryota; Fungi; Glomeromycota; Glomeromycetes; Glomerales; Glomeraceae
Source: RefSeq, a predicted model, not a curated record
AACAAAUUUGUUAAUUUGAUUAUAAAACAUUAUGAUAAUUACACAAAAAUAAUUUUUUCUAAGUUCAUCUUAUUUCUCAUCAAAAAUUGAGAAUUAAGAAGUAACGAAAACGAAGAUGGGAAGUUUUAUAAGAUAUAUAUUAGGUGGAUUAGUUGGAAUAUGGUUAUUAUUGGUUAUAUUGGCUCCAAUAACAGAAUUUGGGAAAAUAUUAAUUUUUAAGAUGGUUAGUAAAGCAGAAUUGAAUCGCGUUAUUGAAUAUGUUUAUUUCUUAAUUUCAUUUCUUGUGCCAUGGUGGAUAGUUGUUACAAACUGUUGCGUAUGUUUUGCACAAAAAGGAAUAUUAACUCCUAAAGAAUUAAUAAGAAAAUUAAUUUUCAUGGUUAUAGUUUGGAUAGCUAUUUCAGUUUUUUACACAUAUUUUACAAAAAAUGAUAUUGGAGAUAUUCCAUCUAAUUGUCCACCAGAUUAUCCAUAUUCAGAACCAAAACUUCGAUUAGCAUGUAUUAUGAGAACAGCAAAUUAUGUUAUUAUGUGGACGUAUACAAGUUUAUUAAUUAUAUUUUUAAUUUCUGUUUUGAGUGGGGUUUUACCACAAGAAGAGGAUAUGAAAAAGAAGGGAAAAGAUUUUAAUAUUAAAACUGUUGUUGAAGGUGUAUAAAUAAGAACGGAUUUUAAAAAAAGGUAAUUAUGAGAUAGAAGAGUAAAAAUAAUUUAUUAAUAGAGUUAAAUCAUUUUUUUUUUUUAAAA